Messenger RNA from Nyctereutes procyonoides (raccoon dog), 1672 nucleotides. Its product is annotated as translation initiation factor IF-2-like. NCBI's taxonomy places the organism in Eukaryota, Metazoa, Chordata, Mammalia, Carnivora, Canidae. The record is from RefSeq and is a predicted model, not a curated record. Bases 979 to 1602 code for a protein of 207 amino acids. The transcript has 2 exons.
CAGGCUCUGAGGGUGGUGGGAACCAGCCCGGCUCCCAAUCCCCGGUUCCUGUCUAGCAGAUUCACGAGGCAGUUCAAAGAAGGAAGGCUGACAGAACAGCUCUCCUGCUCCCUCCCUCCCCCAACUGGCUGAGUCUAACUGGCCCGGGGCCCAGUGGUUUUGUUCUCCACAGCCUCCCAUAAGUAAAAAUACUCCAGGCCGCAGCCUCCCGCCCGUCCAUGGCGUCAGCUCCCCAACCCACUGGUCAGGCUUUCGCUCGUGGGCGGGAAGGAGGCAGCCCUGUGCCGCGCUGGAGUCUAAUUACGUGCUGAGGAAAUAAACCAUGGGCUUCAAUUUUAGUGCUGAAAAUAGCUACGGCCUAGGAUUCCUCUCUCUGGCCUGAGCCGGGAGACGCGUCCCAGGGCUCGCCCUCGGCGCCCGGCCUUCGGGGUUUGCCACGGGACGCUAGGCGGUGGGCAGGGUAGGACAAGGGUCCGAGGAGCGGGGGCGGCCCCCAGAGGCCCCGGGGUCCGAAGUCUGUGGAGAGGCACACUUCAGGGAGACGGGACUCGGGCCCAGGGCUCAGGCCCCUCCACACCCUGCAUCCCUACUGUGCCUCCUAGCCCCCGGCUCUAGAAUGUUCUCGCUCUCGGCCUGCAGGACAUCCAGGACUUCGGGGUCCUGCUGAAUGCCCCUCUGGAGCCUCGUGUGGCUAAGAAUGCGAAGCUCUGGCCAACGCUGAGGUAACUGUCUAGGCCGUCAUAGGACACACGUCACGGUUUCGUGUGUAGCCAACCGUCUCGGGCAAGGAGGAUGAGGGAACAUCGGCAACUGGGUUUGUGGACAUCGAAGCUUCUGCAGGUCAACGGAAUGUCUAGGUGGCUCAGUUAGACUGGAUCCUGAGCCCCUUCCCGCCGCCUCGCUGCCUGGAAGGAGAGAGCCGGCCUGCUGGGGCCACAGGCCACCCAGCCCGGGGAGACGAGGGGGCACACCACGUGAAUGGCAAGUCCAGAGGGGGCGGCGGCCUUGCCGUCCGGGGAUCCUGGGGACCCUGGGCCGUUGGUCCCAACCCAGCUCUUCUCACAGCUCCGGGUCGUCAUGAGCUGUCCACGGCCCGGGGGAGCACGGACAGGGCCCCCUCCCGUCCCCGCCCUCCCUGUCACCCAGCGCACGGCAGGGCCCGGCUCACGUGCUUCGGCUCCUUUGCAGGCGCCCGCCCCGAGCAGCCAGCGCUGUUACCUCAGCACCGCAGGGCCAGGCCUGAGGCCGCGGCCAAGGACGAGGUCAGCGCGCUCAGUGAACAAGCGUCCCUGGCCGCCCGGCCGACUGGAGGGGACAGCAGAGCUGAGGGGAGGGCCUGGCCCGCCGUGGCGGCGGCGGCGACCAACAUGGCGCGGGCCCACGGCCAGGCCAGUCCGCCCUGCUUCUGGGGAAGGGGGGUUUCGGGGGAGACCACACUCCAAGGACGGCGGGAGCAAGCGCGGGCCCUACCUGCCACUCCGGGGAACGCAGAGGAGGCCGGCCCUGCUCGGAAGCCCCGGGCUCCUGGAUGCCAUCGGCACACGCCUCUCAUCUCUUCAGAGUCACUCGGCCUCUCCAGCGUGUCCAGAGCAGCUGCCAUAGCUGCACGUGGCAGCCACUUACGGAGAACCUGGUAUGACUUACCCGCCGGCAUUAUUAGCUCGUCUGAGAC